Molecule: messenger RNA, 3850 nt
Organism: Limulus polyphemus (Atlantic horseshoe crab)
Lineage: Eukaryota; Metazoa; Arthropoda; Merostomata; Xiphosura; Limulidae
Gene: dre4
Product: FACT complex subunit SPT16-like
Exons: 26
Coding region: 108-3323 (1071 amino acids)
Biological process (GO): transcription elongation by RNA polymerase II; positive regulation of transcription elongation by RNA polymerase II
Cellular component (GO): FACT complex
Molecular function (GO): nucleosome binding
Source: RefSeq, a predicted model, not a curated record
UGUUAGGCUUAAAUUAACUGUGAGUGGUGAAACCAAUAGUGAUAGGUUGUGUGAGAACUGUCCGAAGUUAAGAGUUUAACUAAUGUAACUUAACUUAAACAUCAAAAAUGUCUUUAACGGUAGAUAAAGAUGCUUUUUAUCGAAGAAUGAGGAGGAUAUAUUCUGCUUGGCGGAAUGCUGGCGAGAAAGACAAUGGAUUUUCAAAGAUGGAUGCCCUUGUGUCAGCAGUUGGAGUUGAUGAAGAUGUUGUUUACAGUAAAUCUACAGCUCUCCAGACAUGGCUCUUUGGUUAUGAGCUGACUGAUACCAUAAUGGUCCUCUGUGAGAGUGCAAUUUACUUCCUGGCCAGUAAGAAAAAAGUGGAAUUUUUAAAGCAAAUAGAAUCUGGCAAAGAAAAUGAAAGUGACGUCCCACCCAUCACUCUGUUGACACGAGACAAGGCAGACAAAGACAAAGCUAAUUUUGAUAAACUCGUUGAUGCCGUCAAGAAGAGUGGAAAGGGUUCUGUGAUAGGAGAGUUUACCAAAGACAAGUUUCCUGGAGAAUUUCUGGAAUCCUGGAGAGCUGCAUUGGCAGUAGCCAAGUUUGACUCUAUUGAUGUUAGCUCGGCUAUUGCCUAUAUUAUGGCUCCCAAGGAAGAGUCCGAGUUAACCACUAUCAAGAAAGCCUGCCAAGUAACAGUUGAUGUCUAUACCAAAUACUUAAGGGACCAGCUGAUGGAGAUUAUUGAUGCAGACAAGAAAGUUAAACAUUCCAAGUUAGCUGAAGGAGUAGAGCAAUCUAUAAGUGACAAGAAAUAUGUUACAGGAGUGGACUUAACUCAAGUAGACCUGUGUUAUCCUGCUAUUAUCCAGUCAGGUGGCAACUACAAUCUUAAGUUUAGUGUUGUCAGUGACAAAAACACACUCCAUUUUGGAGCCAUUACCUGUGCCCUUGGUGCCCGUUACAAGUCAUACUGUUCCAACAUAGUGAGAACCUUACUGGUCAACCCUACCCAAGAACAACAGGAUAUGUACAACUUUGCAGUAACUGUUGAAGAAGAGAUCCUCAAUAAACUUCAGCAUGGAGUCCCUUUGUGUGAUGUUUACAAUCAUGCAAGGGAUUUUGUUGAAAAGAAACACAAGAAUCUUGUAGAUAAAAUGACAAAAAACUUUGGGUUUGGUAUGGGUAUUGAAUUCAGGGAAAGUUCUUUAGUGAUUACAUCAAAAACCACUGCAGUUGCAAAAAAAGGAAUGGUGUUCAGUGUGACCAUUGGGUUUUCUGGACUAGAAAAUAAAGGAACUAGUGAUGCUCAGUUUAAAACAUAUGCCGUCUUUGUGGGUGAUACAGUUGUUGUGAAUGAGGGCCAGCCUGCAACACUGUUAACUAACAGCAAGAAGAAACUGAAAAAUAUAGCUAUCUUUUUGAAAGAUGAUGAGGAAGAGGAGGAAGAAGAACAGACAACCAUCAAUGACAAUGACAAGAUUUUAGGUAGAUCAAGAAGAAAUGCUGUCUUGGACUCAAAACUCAGGACUGAGCAAUCUGCAGAGGAAAAGAGAAAACACCACCAGAAGGAAUUAGCUGACAUAUUAAAUGAAAAGGCUAGAGCCCGAUUAGCAGAACAACAAGGAGUUCAUAAAGAAGAAAAAUUAAAAAAAUCUAACAUAUCGUACAAGUCAGUAGGACAGAUACCUAAAGAACCAGAAAUUAAGGAGCUUAAAAUCUUUGUUGAUAAGAAGUAUGAAACAAUUAUUCUACCAAUUUAUGGUGUACCAGUACCAUUCCACAUCUCCACAGUAAAGAACAUCAGCCAGUCAGUAGAGGGAGACUAUACCUACCUUCGUGUGAACUUCUUUCAUCCUGGUUCAGCUCUUGGAAGGAAUGAAGGAAAUGUUUUUCCCAAUCCAGAUGCCACAUUUCUUAAAGAAAUCACCUAUCGCAGUACAAAUGUCAAGGAACCAGGUGAGAUCUCAGCCCCUUCAUCAAAUCUUAAUACAGCUUUUAGACUUAUCAAAGAAGUACAGAAGAAAUUCAAGACGAGAGAAGCAGAAGAAAGAGAGAAAGAAGGAAUUGUCAAACAAGACACACUCAUACUGAGUUCUACCAAAGGAAACCCAAAGUUAAAAGAUUUGUACAUGAGACCCAAUAUUUACUCUAAGAGGAUAUCGGGGACACUUGAAGCACAUGUUAAUGGUUUUCGGUUUACCUCUAUACGUGGAGACAAGGUAGACAUAUUGUACAACAACAUCAAACAUGCCUUUUUUCAACCUUGUGAUGGGGAAAUGAUAAUUCUUCUUCAUUUUACACUCAAAAAUGCUAUUAUGUUUGGAAAGAAAAGAAAUAAUGAUGUUCAGUUUUACACUGAAGUGGGAGAGAUCACUACAGAUUUGGGGAAACAUCAGCACAUGCAUGAUAGAGAUGACUUGGCAGCAGAACAGGCAGAACGUGAACUUAGACAAAAACUGAAGACUGCAUUUAAAACAUUUUGUGAAAAAGUAGAACAAGUGAACAAACAAGAACUUGAAUUUGACACACCAUUCCGGGAACUUGGGUUCCAUGGCGUUCCUUAUAGAAGUACAGUUUUAUUACAACCUACAUCAGGUUGUUUGGUCAACCUUACAGAUUGGCCUCCAUUUGUUAUUACUCUGGAGGAGGUAGAACUUGUCCAUUUUGAGAGAGUACAGUUCCAUCUUAAGAACUUUGACAUGGUGUUUGUCUUUAAGGACUACAAUAGAAAAAUAGUUAUGGUGAAUGCUAUCCCUAUGAAUAUGCUUGACCACGUAAAAGAAUGGUUGAAUUCUUGUGACAUCCGCUACACAGAAGGUGUCCAAAGUUUGAACUGGGUCAAGAUCAUGAAAACAAUAACAGAUGAUCCUGAGGGAUUUUUUGACAAUGGAGGGUGGUCAUUUCUUGACCCUGAUAGCGACGAAGAUGGAGAGGAUGAUGAUGAUGAUGAAGAAGAAGAUGAGCAGUACCAACCUAGUGGGUCAGAUAAUGAAGAAAGUGAAAGUAGUUUCAGUGGCUCUGAUUUUUCUGAAGAUUAUUCAGAUUCUGUUGAUGAUGAUGAUGAUGGUGGAAGUAGUGAGGAAAGUGGUAAAGAUUGGUCAGAGUUAGAGGAAGAGGCAGCAAGGGCGGAUAGAGAAAAAUUUGAGGAAGAGAAUGAUCAUGUUAGUAAAAAGUCUGGAAAGAGCAAAAAACCUCCUGGGCGGAAUAGAACACCAGAAAAAGUGAAAUCUAAAGGUUCUUCAAAAACACCAGUAAAAAAUGGUGUUAACAAAAAACGACAGAGAGAACGUUCCACAGAAUCACCAAAAAAAAGAAACCUAAGAAAUAAGCAUGUGUAAAGAAUCUGUGUUCCCGAAAUUUUCAUUGAAAUAUUGUAGAGAAAGUGUAGCAGUCAUUUAGAGUUACCAGUAAUGCACAAAAGAAUGGAAGUUACAAGAUGUACCAUAGCACUGUACAAAAUAUGAAUUUUUCUGUUUAUUAUUCAUUUUGAUAAAUCUGCCAGGAAUUGAUUAACAGGGGACUUAUGAAAAUUUUUAUAUCUCAUUUCUUAACUAAUGGGUUUUUAAAGGUAACUGUGUAUGAAAGCAGAAUGUCUGGUAUCCACAAAACAGAGUAUUCAAUACUCAGAAAUUAAAUCUUGGGGGGGGGGAAGGGGAGACAUUUUAAUAUUUUAUCAAUUUGCCAGUAGAAAAUUAAUAAUCCGUUAGUUUUCAGUGUCGAGACUGAAGAUGUAAGACCAGGGAAGACAAACUGUGGUACCGUGGGCUUCAGUGUGUACAUUAUAUUCAGUUUCAUUUUGAUUGUGUAUUUCCGUUACCACCUAUCUUGUAUGGUUAUUUAGUGAAUAAAUUUUUUUACACUCUAA